This is a messenger RNA of Cydia splendana, 2856 nucleotides long. RefSeq names its product cationic amino acid transporter 3-like. The transcript is spliced from 12 exons. The coding region runs from base 173 to 1987 and encodes 604 amino acids. Gene Ontology annotation, molecular function: L-arginine transmembrane transporter activity; L-ornithine transmembrane transporter activity; L-lysine transmembrane transporter activity. Lineage: Eukaryota; Metazoa; Arthropoda; Insecta; Lepidoptera; Tortricidae. Gene Ontology annotation, cellular component: plasma membrane. Gene Ontology annotation, biological process: L-arginine import across plasma membrane; L-ornithine transmembrane transport. The record is from RefSeq and is a predicted model, not a curated record.
UUUGCUAAGAAUAAUAGUAUUUGCUAUAGGAUCAGGCGAUGAGAUUGUAGAAACAAACAGCUCAUGACGAGACACAUUUCAUUUGUUCUUGUCACUGUUUGGUGAAUUGUCACUGUGAUUUGUACAUUCCGUAUUUAUUUAUUUUAAUAUCUGUUAGUUAAAUUGGGCAUUAAUGUCUUCUGACGAUUGUUUUAGUGAAAAAUCGUAUUUAAGUAUGGGCUGCGCGCGCAUCCUGCACGUCCUCCGGCGGUGCAAGCGUCUCGAAGAUGGUGACAACUCGACGCAACUCGCCCGGUGUUUAGGCCUCCUAGACCUAACUGCCCUAGGUGUAGGCAGUACAUUAGGUCUUGGUGUUUACGUGCUAGCUGGGGCAGUGGCGAAGACGGUCGCUGGGCCCGCUGUGACGUUAAGCUUUUUGGUCGCUGCUAUAGCUUCAGCUUUUGCCGGUCUCUGCUACGCUGAGUUCGCGUCCCGAGUCCCCAAAGCGGGCUCUGCAUACGUGUACAGCUACGUCAGCGUCGGCGAGUUCGUUGGCUUCACUAUAGGAUGGAACCUCAUCUUGGAGUACGUGAUAGGAACAGCUAGUGUGGCUAAGGGCAUGGCGAACUACAUAGACAGCCUGACGAACAACAGCAUGGCGCGAGCGAUGACUGAGUGGGCGCCCAUGCGCAUCGGGUUCAUGGGGGAGUAUCCGGACUUCUUCGCGUUUACGCUGGUUCUUCUGAUCACUUUGCUGCUGGCAGUGGGAGUGAAAGAGUCCACAAAAUUAAACAACGUGUUCACGGCACUCAACAUGUUGACUGUUGUCAUUGUGAUCAUCGCUGGAGCUGUCAAAAGUGACCCAGCCAACUGGCGAAUCAAAUUGGAAGACAUCCCCGAAGAAUACCGCGACAAGGCCGGCGCAGGCGGCUUCAUGCCCUGGGGCAUAGCCGGCGUCAUGGCAGGCGCUGCUAAGUGCUUCUUCGGCUUCGUCGGCUUCGACUGCGUGGCUACGACUGGAGAAGAAGCGAAGAAUCCGAAGAGGGAUAUUCCACUGUCGAUUGUCAUGUCGCUGGUGGUGAUCUUCGUGUCAUACUUCAGUAUCGCGACGGUGUUGACUAUGAUGUGGCCGUAUUAUCUGCAGGAUGCCGACGCUCCCUUCCCGCACGUGUUCACCGAGGCCGGGCUCCCCGUCAUCAAAUGGAUCGUGACCAUCGGCGCCAUCUUCGCUCUGUGCACCAGCCUGCUCGGCGCCAUGUUUCCUCUACCAAGAGUCCUGUAUGCCAUGGGCAGCGAUGGGGUGCUGUUCAGGCCUUUGGCGACCAUCCAUGGGUGGACCAAAACACCUUUGUUGGCGACGUUCCUUAGCGGAUUACUAUCAGCGAUAAUGGCGGCGUUGUUCAACCUGAACCAGCUAAUCGACAUGAUGUCUAUCGGCACCCUGCUGGCUUACACCAUCGUUGCUACCAGUGUCCUCAUUCUAAGAUAUGAACAGGAGCCAGACCUCUCCAUCACCAGCAUGAAACCGGUGCCAGAGACGCCGUACUCCGUGGCCAAGCAGAGCUUUAACCUUCUCGGCCUGAAGAGGCCUACAAACUUGUCGGCCUCUAUCGCCAAGUCUUCCAUUAUUAUAUUAUUCGUCCUAGCUCUGAUAACCUGCAGUCUCCUAACUUACGAGCACGGCGGCGCGCUGGACGCGGCGCUCGGAGCUUUAGGGGCUGCCCUUCUAGUGCUGCUAAUAAUUCUGUACCGACAGCCGAGGCAGGGUACAGCGCAUCUUAGCUUCAAAGUGCCCCUCGUGCCGCUGGUUCCGUACCUGAGCGUGUGUAUGAACGUGUAUCUGAUGGUGCAGUUGGACUACCAGACCUGGGUGCGGUUCAUCGUGUGGCUGGUUAUAGGAUACGCAAUAUAUUUCUUCUACGGCGUGAGAAACAGUUCUCUGAACGAAACUAGUGUGCCCACGAGCAACGGAAAAUCCGAGGACAAACAGGUGACCACCAAGUUCUGAUCGAGGGACUAGUUAGGACCUUAUACUUAUGGGACAUUUACACAUGGACUUUUUAGGAUAAGAUUGUAGAAAGAUAGUUUUCUGUCCUGUUUCUACAAGUUUGGAAAGAAAUGCAUACUGUAGGUAUGUAGGUAAUGUAAUGUAAUGAUUGUGUUAAAGUAUGAUUAAAAAUAAGUUGCACGAUAAUGUAACGUAACGGCACCAGUAAUGGACAAUCUACAAUUAUGAAUAUUAAUAGUUUUUUAAUGAAAAACAUUUUCUUCUUAAACAAUUAAUUGAUAACCGAUUGAAUUCUUUGAUAAUCAUUGAACGUAUACUUCGUUUUUGUUUAGAAUUAGAAAUAACUUUACAAAAGUAAGCACGAUGUACCAAAUCAGGCACUUAAUGCAGUAGUUUUUUAAGUGAAUAAUAAAUCGUGUUAGUUGAGAUUAUUCCAUUCUCAUAUCGUUUCAAGUGCCUCAUUAGCCUCAUAGCCCCCUAAUGCCCAGCCAUACAAAUGAAAAAUGCAAAAUUUGCCACAGAAAUUUGAACCUACAGUGUAGGAAAUAGAGUUGAUUUUGGGUUGUUCAAAAACUGGACGAAACAAAGUAAAAGCAACUCUUUUCCAAUCGAAUAUGAUUUAAAUUUCAUUGAACUGAAUAAGUAGGUACCUAUAUAGGUAGGUAUAGGUAGGACCUUGGGCCUUAGGAGGAUAGAACUCCUCAUGAUUAGGUACUUCGGAGCAUCUUACUUUCUAAGAAUUUCUAAAUGUCCAACAUUGGUGCUGAUGCCGUUACCAUAUUAUGUGCAUGAUAUAUUAUAUUAGCAGUGCUUGACAAGGGACGAUUAAGUAUUUUUAGGGAAUCUAGAAUAGACGCUAUUUUACUCUU